Messenger RNA from Aspergillus chevalieri, 681 nucleotides. It is a transcript of the gene RPL13, whose product is annotated as 60S ribosomal protein eL13. The record is from RefSeq and is a predicted model, not a curated record. Gene Ontology annotation, molecular function: RNA binding; structural constituent of ribosome. Gene Ontology annotation, biological process: translation. Lineage: Eukaryota; Fungi; Ascomycota; Eurotiomycetes; Eurotiales; Aspergillaceae. The coding region runs from base 1 to 681 and encodes 226 amino acids. Gene Ontology annotation, cellular component: ribosome; cytosolic large ribosomal subunit. The transcript has 5 exons.
AUGGCGAUCAAGCACAACAACCAAAUCCUCAACCAGCACUUCCGCAAGGACUGGCAGCGUCGUGUGCGCGUCCACUUCGACCAGCCCGGUCGCAAGCACCGCAGACGUGAUGCCCGUCUCGCUAAGGCCGCCGCCGUCGCUCCCCGUCCGGUUGACCAGCUGCGUCCCGUUGUGAGAUGCCCUACCGUCAAGUACAACCGUCGUGUCCGGUCUGGUCGUGGUUUCACCCGGGCUGAGCUGAAGGAAGCUGGUAUCCCCGCCAAGCUCGCCCGCACUGUCGGUAUUGCCGUUGACAACCGCCGUGUCAACUACUCCAAGGAGUCGCUCGUCGCCAACGUCGACCGCCUCAAGGACUACAAGGCCCGCCUGAUCCUCUUCCCCCGCAAGAGCGGUCAGUUCAAGAAGCUUGACUCGUCCGCUGACGAGGUCAACGCCGCCAAGGCUGCUUUCGCCGCCGAGGGCAAGACCGAGGGCUACGCUACCAAGGUUGGCGCUGCCUUCCCCGUCAACAACCCCACCGCCGAGGAGGCCAUCACCGAGAUCAGCCGUGACAGCCUGCCCAAGGGUGAGGAGGCUGCUUACAGGAAACUGCGGGAUGCCCGUAGUGAGGCCCGUCACCAGGGUAUCCGGGAGAAGCGCGCGAAGGCUAAGGCUGAGGAGGCUGCUGCUGCCAAGAAAUAA